AUGACGAACACAGUCAGUGUGUGGAUACUUGUGCCUAGACGUACGGAGUUCUAUCCCAAGAGAGCAGGUCUGGCCACUCCUGAUUGGAUUGUUUUGCGCCAGAAGGUGUCCGAGCGAGCGAUAGCAGAACCUUCAGCUGCGGUCAACGCCGAUCGCCCUGGUGUCCCGUCGGCUGCCAGGACAUUGCCGAUCGCCCUGCGCAAAAAUCAAUUAAAAAAAGCAACUCUUUCCCACAAUCAAACUGGGAUGGGCAAGUUCAAUACCACUUCUGGGGUGUCCGAGCCGAGGUUACAUUAUAACCAUGCUCAUCGGUCUCACUAUUUGUUCUUUGGGAAAAGCAAGGAGUUCUGA
Aspergillus neoniger CBS 115656 is the source of this 351-nucleotide messenger RNA. RefSeq lists its product as uncharacterized. The record is from RefSeq and is a predicted model, not a curated record. NCBI's taxonomy places the organism in Eukaryota, Fungi, Ascomycota, Eurotiomycetes, Eurotiales, Aspergillaceae. Bases 1 to 351 code for a protein of 116 amino acids. The transcript has 4 exons.